Capra hircus (goat) is the source of this 412-nucleotide messenger RNA. Its product is annotated as putative double homeobox protein 2. Gene Ontology annotation, molecular function: DNA binding. The record is from RefSeq and is a predicted model, not a curated record. The coding region runs from base 2 to 412 and encodes 136 amino acids. The transcript has 4 exons. NCBI's taxonomy places the organism in Eukaryota, Metazoa, Chordata, Mammalia, Artiodactyla, Bovidae.
CAUGGCUUCGUCCGGCUCCUCCAGCACCUCAAGCGGGCCCGUCGCCACAGGAUCUCGAAGGAGGCGGCUCGUUCUGAGGCUGAGCCAGAAGGACGCCCUGCAAGCGCUCUUUCAACGGAACCCCUACCCUGGGAUAGCGACCAGAGAACGGCUGGCCCGGGAGCUUGGCAUUGCCGAAAGCAGAGUUCAGGUCUGGUUCCAAAACCAACGCAGAAGACGGUCAAAGCAGAGCCGAUCGCCGCCGUCUGAAUAUGUGCACCGAGAAGGGGAAGCGGGGCCAACGUCCACGCCCACGCCACCGUCGCGCCCGCCUCGACCUCAGUCUUCCUCUCCAGGAGACUCGGCCCGAGAGGCCCGGAGAAAGAGGACUGUCUCCCUCCUUCCGAAACAAGGAUUUUUGUGCAAGUUGUGA